This is a messenger RNA of Dovyalis caffra, 561 nucleotides long. Lineage: Eukaryota; Viridiplantae; Streptophyta; Magnoliopsida; Malpighiales; Salicaceae. The record is from the annotation of a GenBank genome assembly.
AUGAAGAACCGGAGCCACAGGAGGAACCUUUGGAGUUUGAAGAAGACCCUUCAAAGAUUGCAAUGUCCGAUGAAGAGGAUCAGGAGGAUCAUCAGAAUGACCAACCUGAGUUUUCUGGGUGUUCGGAAAAAAAUGAUGAGCAAGAAAGAGAGGAUGAUGGAUAAGCAGUUUAUGCAAAAUCGCAGUGAAAUAACUUGGGAUUCAGUUAACAAAAAAUUCAAAGAAAUUGUUGGUGCCCGUGGUAGGAAGGGAACUGGAAUAUUUGAGCUGGUUGAGCAGUUGACUUUCUUGACAAAGGUUGCUAAGACUACUGCACAGAAGCUUGAGAUUCUAUUUAGUGUAGUCUCUGCCCAGUUUGAUGUGAAUCCAGGUCUAACUGGAUACAUGCCUAUAAAUGUGUUAAUGAAUCUUCUGGCAAAACUUGACAUUCUGGUCCAGCACUCGAAUAUUGUGGUGGAUGAUAUGGUUGAGCCUGAUGAGAAUGAAACCCAGAAGGGAGCAGAUUACAAUGGGAAUAUUCGAUUACAAUGGGAAACUUAUUGGCUUUUCUUGAGAGGAUAG